AUGUCGCAUCAAAUUCAAAUUAAUAUUUGCUUAGAAAUCGGAAUGUAUUGGAGUAGUUCUGAACCAGUAAAUACAGACAUAAGUCAACCUAAUACUAGUAGUACUAGUUCGAAGAAUACUGCUAUAUCCGAACAAAAUGUUAUUGAUCCUCGAAAUAAUGAUAUUGGGUUGUUUGUAAAUGCCACUAAUUCAACAGAUAUAAAAGACUUUGAAUCUCUAGUUUCUUUCUAUAUUCCUGAAGUCGAUACUGUCACAGCUAACUGUGAGCUUCAAAUUUGGAAACAAAAACUUAAAGGGCUAGUAACAAAUAUAAAUGAAAUGCUACCUUCUAAUGCAGGGGUUGAAGACCCCUGUUCUAAUGCAUUGGAUGCCAUCAGGUGUUGUGACCCAAUCAUAUUCCCUAAUAUAUUUAUGUUAUUAAAAAUUUUGUGCUGUCUACCUGUUUCUACUUCAACACCAGAAAAGUCUUUUUCUGGCUUAAAAAGAAUAAAAACCUACCUCAGAAACAGUAUGAAAGAGGUAUGUAUUAUGUAUAAACAAUAA
This is a messenger RNA of Metopolophium dirhodum (rose-grain aphid), 543 nucleotides long. RefSeq lists its product as uncharacterized. Bases 1 to 543 code for a protein of 180 amino acids. Gene Ontology annotation, molecular function: protein dimerization activity. Lineage: Eukaryota; Metazoa; Arthropoda; Insecta; Hemiptera; Aphididae. The record is from RefSeq and is a predicted model, not a curated record. The transcript has 5 exons.